AUGGCCUCCUUCAUUCUGGAUCAGGCUCUGUCUUCCUUCCUGCCCGAACGCUGCCCCCAGCAGGAGCUCCCCUCUCUGGACUUGGAUGGGUCUGACUUCAGCCUGUAUAGUCCUCCUCCUGAAGCGGACCCCUCUCCAAGGACCCCAUUAUCCUCCUACGGCAGACAGGACAUGGGCCUAGUCCCUGAAGGCCCCCCAGGAAUUGUUCCAGCUAUCCAAAACUUCUUUCCUCAUCUCCUGAACCUCCCCGGUGGAUCCUGGUUGUCCUCUGAGGAGCUGAUGAGUCUGGUCCGGCCCCCUUACUCCUACUCAGCCCUCAUAGCCAUGGCGAUUCAAAGCUCGCCCAACCAGAGGCUGACUCUCAGUCAGAUUUACCAGUACGUCUCUGAAAACUUCCCCUUUUACAGCCGCAACAAGGCUGGCUGGCAGAACUCCAUCCGGCACAACCUGUCGCUUAACGACUGCUUCCUGAAGGUUCCCCGGGAUGAUGGCGAUCCAGGUAAAGGAAACUAUUGGACUCUGGAUCCAAAAUGUGAGAAGAUGUUCGACAAUGGAAACUUCCGCCGAAAGAGGAAGAGGAAGUCUGAUCCCAGUGAAAGCAAACCACCAUCAUCAUCCCCAUCACCGUCAGAGCCCAGCACCAAGCGUCCCAGCAUGCACUGCAGCAGCUUCCAGGACUCCCUCCCUCCUCCUCAUCAUCAGACUAUUUCCUCCUCCUGCUCCUCAGUGAACAUGCUGGCUCCUGAACAAGCCUCCCCUCCUCUUCCUGCUCCUCUUCCUCUUCCCCAGGGGUACCCCUACUCCUUCUCCCCCAGUGCUGUGGUACCUCAGUGGGACCCCUGCAGCCACUCUUCUCCUCUCUUCCCCUCCUCUCAGUGGACUCCUUCCUUCCUGGGCGACCAUCAGGACUACAUUGAGCUGCAGGCGGCAUCAGGUCCAGAACCUGGGUUCUCUGGGGUCUUCAGUGAAGCACUGGACACCUUACACCUUCAGCAGUGAAAUGGACUGAACAGACUGACCAAUAUUUAUCCAUUUAGAAUUAAUUUAAUCUGACAGAUGAUGGAAUCUCUUUUGGCUUUGAAUGUUUUAGCUGUGUGUUAAAGUGAGACAUUCAUCAUACUGUCCUGUUACUGUAUAUAUGUAUACUGCUGGUUUCCCUAACUAAAUAUGUGACCUGACUUACAUCCAAGCAUUUGUUCUGUUUUGUGCAUUUCUAACUGGUUUCUUUGGAGAAGCAUCUGGUGGUUCUUAUAUCCAGUUUGGAGCUACUGGAAACUGCUAUUUAAAUCAAUAAAAUGCUAAUAACGCUAAUAAACAAAUCAUAAUCUUUUCCAUUCAUAAUGCUGUUCCUUAUUAGACCUUUUGCUUUUGCAUGACCGGUUUGCCCCAUAUCAU
This is a messenger RNA of Cyprinodon variegatus (sheepshead minnow), 1395 nucleotides long. RefSeq names its product forkhead box protein I2-like (gene foxi3a). Bases 1 to 999 code for a protein of 332 amino acids. The transcript has 2 exons. Gene Ontology annotation, molecular function: RNA polymerase II cis-regulatory region sequence-specific DNA binding; DNA-binding transcription factor activity, RNA polymerase II-specific. Lineage: Eukaryota; Metazoa; Chordata; Actinopteri; Cyprinodontiformes; Cyprinodontidae. Gene Ontology annotation, biological process: regulation of transcription by RNA polymerase II; anatomical structure morphogenesis; cell differentiation. The record is from RefSeq and is a predicted model, not a curated record.